AUGCCGCCCUCACAGUUGAAGCAACUGAAGGCUUCACUCCGGGAAAGUGGGGUCGUUGGACCUCAGCAGUCCAAGAAGCAGAAACGCCAAAAUGCGAAGUCUGGUGUUGGUGCGCAGAAUCGCAAUCAGCGCAAUGCCGCUUUGCAAGCAAUUCGAGAUCGGUUCAACCCUUUUGAGAUCCGGCCAACUGCAACUACAAGCAAAUUUGAGGCAACAACUCGCGAUGUGAAAUCUACAAAGGCUACUGGACGCCGUCCGGGUGUCACUAAAUCAUUGGGAGAGGAGAGGCGCCGCGCAACUCUUCUGCAAGAAAUGAACAGCCGUAACAAAGUCGGCGGUCUUGUCGAUCGCCGAUUUGGUGAAAACGAUCCAACCAUGACCCCCGAGGAACGAGCCGCCGAACGAUUCGCGAGAGAAAGCCAGAAGAAGAUGCGCAAGGAAUCAAUGUUCAACCUGGAGGAGGAUGAAGAGGAAUUCCAACUGACACACAUGGGUCAAUCGUUGACUUUGGAUGGUACGACCGUGGACGACUUUGAUGGCGGCGAUUUGGACGGUGCCGAGUCUGACGAAGAGACGUCGCGCAAACGGAAACGCUUUGGCGAGGACGACGAAGAUGCGGAAGACUUUAUCGAUUUCGGAGAGGAUGGCGAGGACAAACCUGAACGCAAGAAGUCCAAGGCCGAAGUUAUGAAGGAAGUCAUUGCCAAGUCCAAAUUUCACAAGGCCGAGCGACAAAAGGCCAAAGAGGAUGAUGAUGAUCUUCGAGAAGAAUUGGACCAAGAGCUGCCUGACCUCUUCGAGGCCUUGCGUGGCAUGAAGGCCCCUGCUAAACCGGAGCCGCCCAAGCAAGAUCUCGAUACCAUGAACCCGGAGCGCGCAGCCAUGCUCCGAGAGCCGGAAGGCAAGGAUACCGAGAAGGAAUACGACCAACGUCUUAAACAAUUGACGUUCGAUACGCGGUCAAAGCCUACGGAUCGCACAAAGACCGAGGAGGAGAAGGUGGAAGAGGAGGCCAAACGGUUGAAGAAGUUGGAGGAGGACCGAUUGCGCAGAAUGCGCGGAGAGGAGCUCAGCGACGAGGAGGAAGUGGAAAGCGACAAAGACUCUUUCUUCCAGGGUGAUGAGGACGAGGAGUCUGAAGUUGACGAUGCGGCUGCUUUUGGACUUCACACGACUUCAUACGAGCCCCGACCCGAACUCGCUGUUGAGGAUGAAGAUGACUUCAUCAUUGACGACGAUCUAGUUGAGACGCGGUCAAAUGCCAGUCUGUCUUUGGACGGAAGUGACAUUGAAGAAGAGGAGAUCUCGGACGAGGAAUCAGAGGAGGAAGACGAGCUUAUCAACGGAAUGACGUUACCGACGGCAAACGGUGCUGCUGUAUCAACAGCAGUGCAAGUCAACCAGACCGCGGAUGGUCAACUUGCGUUUACCUACCCCUGCCCGGGUAAUCACGCAGAGUUCCUCGAGGUUACCAAGGAUGUGCCUACGCAAGAUCUGCCGACUGUCAUCCAGCGCAUUCGUGCCUUGCACCACCCCCGUCUUCAUGCCGACAACAAGACUAAGCUGGGUAGAUUCGCUGAAAUUCUUGUUGAGCAUGUUUCCUACAUGGCCAAUGAGACCGAUGAGCCUUCUUUCGCUAUUAUCGAGAAUAUUCUGCGGCACGUCCACUCACUGGCCAAGACUCACCCUAUCAACGUUGCCAUGGCUUUCCGUGCUCGACUUCGCGAGAUAUCCGAGGACCGCCCACUCAACCUCCUCCCCGGCGAUCUCGUUAUCCUGACUGGCGUUUCUACGGUCUUCCCAACAUCUGAUCACUUCCAUGCCGUUACGACUCCCGCGCAUCUGUGCCUUGCUCGAUUCUUGGGCCAGUGCUCACUCAAUAGUACUUCCGACUUUGUGACUGGUGCCUUUGCCACAAGCUUGUGUCUUCAAUAUCAGGCUAUCGCCAAGCGGUACAUGCCUGAGUUCAUCAACUAUACCCUCAAUGCUCUUUGCAACUUGGCUCCCAUUGAGCUGACGGCUAAGAAACUGUCUUUCCCCAUCAGGAAGUCCCAGCAAUCAGUUAAGCUCGCGCCAGCCAAGAAGGUCACACCGCGCAAGUUGCAGUUCCGGGAUGUUAAAGCCACCCCUUCCGACUCCCAAGCCGAAGAGGAUCUCAAGAUCUCCCUUGUGACCACGUUUGUCUCCCUCCUUGACACUGCGUCUGAUCUGUGGGCCGAGAAGUCCGCCUUCAUUGAGAUCUUCACCCCCGUCCGUACUGUUCUGAACCACCUCCGUCAAUCCUUCAAGAGCAAGGUGUUCUCAGCCGCCCGAGACCCUCUCCAGUCAACUCUGGACAAAGUUGAUGCUCAUCUCGCGCGUGCCCAACUUGCCCGCCGCCCACUCUUCCUUCACAACCACCGUCCUCUGGCUAUCAAGUCUGCCAUUCCCAAGUUCGAAGAGAACUUCAACCCAGACAAGCACUACGAUCCCGAUCGCGAGCGUGCCGAGGCCAACCGCCUCAAGGCCGAGUACAAGCGCGAGAAGAAGGGUGCUAUGCGCGAGCUGCGCAAGGAUGCCAGCUUCGUUGCCCGCGAGAAGCUGCGCGAGAAGAAGGAGCGCGAUGCCGAGUACGAGAAGAAGUACAAGAGACUUAUUGCGGAGAUUCAGAGCGAGGAAGGUCGUGCGGCCAACGAGUACGAACGAGAGAAGAGGGGACGCCAAGGCAAGCGGUAA
Molecule: messenger RNA, 2715 nt
Organism: Penicillium daleae
Lineage: Eukaryota; Fungi; Ascomycota; Eurotiomycetes; Eurotiales; Aspergillaceae
Product: snoRNA-binding rRNA-processing protein NOP14
Exons: 2
Coding region: 1-2715 (904 amino acids)
Biological process (GO): maturation of SSU-rRNA
Cellular component (GO): Noc4p-Nop14p complex; nucleolus; small-subunit processome
Source: RefSeq, a predicted model, not a curated record